Messenger RNA from Owenia fusiformis, 1111 nucleotides. The record is from the annotation of a GenBank genome assembly. NCBI's taxonomy places the organism in Eukaryota, Metazoa, Annelida, Polychaeta, Sabellida, Oweniidae.
GCUUUGCCAUAUUGUAAUUUAAGGCAGCUAUACCCAGAAGCGAGUCUGGUACUUGAUGGGGCUGACUCUGAGAAAUAUUCUUGUCUCGUGUGCCAGGUGGUUGUACACCAACCAACUGCUGCUUCAAUGAUGAUGUACACAGCUAUUUCUAUAGAACGUUACAUCGCAAUCACAAGGCCGUUUUCAUACCCAGAUAUAUUUACAAUGAAGAAAGUAAGGAUAUCCAUCAUUUGUUCUUGGAUUUAUUCUUAUUUCAUGUUUAUCGGAUUGAGCUGUUUUAACAUAUGGACACCAGGUCUACAAUGUAGUUUGUCAAUGAUUUUGUACCAGCCUGCAGCAUUCUAUGGUAUCAUAGCUUCAGCUGGGAUCCUCAUGUUAAUUAUUAUAUGCACAGCAUACUGCAGAAUUUUCUACAUUGCUUGGGCACAUAAGAAACAACAAAAUGAGCAGCAGAAUGCCAUAGGGCCUGUUACAGACACUUCAAAAUCAGAUAUGAAGAUAGUAAAAAUGAUGGCUAUUAUCUUCGGAACUCUAGUAAUUCUGUACACUCCAUAUUGGAUAUUUACUUGUGUAGUGUUAUUUUACAAACAGAAACCAAAAUGGUUGGUCACGUAUGAACAAUUUUCAGUUAUUAUGUAUUAUUGCAAUUCAUUUUGUAAUUCUUUUGUGUAUGGAUGGAAAAGUACAGAUUUUAGAAGGGCACUAAGAAUGUUGGUUUUCAGGCAAAACUCUGUUUAAGUGUUUCCAUUAGAAAAUACUGAAAACAGUGAACUUCACAAAACCUGAAAAUGUGCUUUAUAUGUAAGUGCAAUGGCCAAAGGGGAAUAGGAAUUAAAACACAUUGAUAAAAUGAGUAUCACAGGUGAACCAGUUCAAAGAAGAAAAAUACUGUUUUUAUUUUGACAUGAUAAACUAUGAAUAUCAUACUAACUGUGAAAUAAUAUACACAUAUUUCAUUCUAAAGUGUGAAUACCUGUACAUCUUUCACAAGUGCUAUUCCACGAAGCUCAAAUGGCUAGUGGAAAUCAUAUUGUGAAACUGACACAGGUAUUCAAUGAAAAUAGAAUGAAAUAUUCGUUUUAUCAUGUAACUGAUAGGGUGAACCAUCUUC